AGGCGAGUAACGGAGGGAAGCGUCCCAUCCGGUUCAGCAGACAAGAAGACAGUGCGGACAAGGAUAAAAUGUACUUUUAACUAAAACAUGAACAACUUGAUGCUGUUGCCUCUCUUGUGCCACGUUGCAUUUCCAGUGAAGCACUCUGUGAAAUACAUGCUCACUUCGUCCUACGGAGUCAGAAGCAUCCCAGAGUUUGUGGCCGUCGCAGUGGUUGAUGAAGUUCAGAUUGGUUACUGUGACAGCAGCAGACUCGUACCACAGGCAAAAAUGGACUGGAUGGAAAAAUUAAUGAAAGACAAUCCUCAGCACUUGGAGUGGUACACUGGCAAGUGUUUGGGUAACCAGCACAGCUUCAAGGAUUCCACUGAGAGUUUGAUGCAGCGUUUAAACCAAACUGGAGGCGUCCACAUUUUCCAGAGAUUGAGUGGUUGUGAGUGGGAUGAUGAGACCGGAGAGGUCAAUGGUUUAAUGCAGUACGGUUAUGAUGGAGAAGACUUCAUAUCAUUGGACCUGAAGACGCUGACAUGGAUUGCUCCGAACCCGCAGGCUUUCGUCAUUAAACUGAGAUGGGAUGCUGAGAAAGCUGGAAUCACAUACAAUGAGAAUUACCUCACUCGGAUUUGUCCUGCGUUCCUGAAGAAGUAUUUGGCCUAUGGGAAGAGGUUUCUACAGAGAACAGAGCUCCCCUCAGUGUCUCUCCUCCAGAAGACUCCCUCCUCUCCAGUCAGCUGCCACGCUUCAGGUUUCUACCCUGACAGAGCCUCACUCAUCUGGAGGAAAGAUGGAGAGGAGCUUCACGAGGGCGUGGACCUCGGAGAGAUCCUCCCCAACCAUGAUGGAACCUUCCAGAUGAGCGCUGACCUGAAACCUUCAGCGUCUGAAGGCUGGGGGAAGUACGAAUGUGUGUUUCAUCUCUCUGGUGUGAAGGACGAUGUCGUCACCAGACUGGACAAAGCAGAGAUCAGGAGCAAUGAAAAGAGGCCUUCUGACAUGACUGUUCCCAUCACUGCUGGAGUGGCUGUUCUGGUCGCCGUCCUGAUGGCUGCUGCUGCGUUCAUCGUUUAUAGGAAGAAGAAAGCCAAAUUCCCUCAAUGCCCUCCUGACAACAGCUCUGAGCUCGCGGAGAGACUGAAUCCAGACACCUGAUUUACAAGCACAUUUGUUUUUAUUGGCUCUCUUGUGUGACAUACACUUCAGUGUUUAGAGCUUGAAGUGCCUCACUUGGAGAAAAAAAAACACAGCAGAGCGUCUUUCAUCCACUCUGGCAGCAACACACAUAUGUACAAGAGAAGUGAGGAAAUAUGUUUUUAGGGCCUUUAAGUACGGUGGCCGACAAGAUCAAACGUGCUGCAAAAGCCCAGCUUCAGCCAUGCCAAUUCCAAAACAAAAACAACGAAAAUGUGCUGCAAAUGAAAAAAAAUGCGCAGCAGAAAGACAAAACAAAUACGUUAAAAGCAACAACGAUGCAAAUACAGAAGCAGUGCAAAGUCAAAAACACACAAACUCCGAAAACAAAUGCAAGAGAGAAACGCUGCUUUUCUCAGAUACACGACUUUCUGUGCGAGUUAGUGAUGUGAGAUCAGCAACAAGAGUUCAACUUAAAGCUGAAAUGUUUAAGAUUUUAUGUUUCAUUGGUAAUAGACCUCUGCUAAUGGUGACAGCAAGAGGACUCCAAACUCCCGACCUAAUUACACAGCAGCUGCAGCCAGAGGCUGCUUUCUGGAUCGUCUGUUGCAUUUUUGUGAGCGAAAUAUCUCAGGAACACCUGGAGGGAGUUUCUUCAAAUUUAGCACAAAUGUUCACUUGAACUCAAGGAUGAACUGAUAAGAUUUUGGGGGUCAAAGGUCACUGUGACCACACAAAGCACAUAUUUGGCCAUGGCUCAAGAAUUCAUACGCUGGUUAGGAAACAAUUUCCUCCCCAUCAGAAAGACUCUGCCUCUCUGGGCUCUUUUUAUACCCAAUCAUGUCCCUCACCUGUUGCCAGUUAACUUAAUUACCUGUGAGAUGUUUCAACAGGUGUUUUCUGUUUGCAUUCUCCAGCCUUUUGUUGCCACUGUUCUAUCUUUUUUUUAUAUGUGUUACCCGCAACAUAUUCUAAAUGAGGAUUCAUCUCUCAGUUUCAACAUUUAAUGUGUUGUCUUUGUGCUAUUUUCGAUUAAAGAUGGAGUUUUAAUACACAGUGCCCCUACUUUUUUGGAAAUGGGGUUCUACUAAGUCUUGUACCUUUUCAUUUUUUUGCAUUAUUGAAGCAGUUUCUUGUUGUUCAUACUGAUAAUUUAACUGGGAGAGUUUUCACAUUCUUUAUGAGAGAAGAUGAUUAAUUUGCAGGUGACUGGUUCACAUGAUGAACUCUGGUGUUUCAUCAUUUUUAUGCCUUCGUGCUGGUAAAAAGCUGUGGUCAGAGGCGUUAUGUUUUCGGGUUGUCUGCACAUCCGUCCAUCUGCCUGUACAAUCGCUCUCAUGGAAUGAAGGUUGAACUGAUUAGUUAUUUAUUUAUUUUUUUUUAACCAUAACUUAAGAAUUCAUCUGCAAAUUAUGACAAAAUUUCCCUCAACGUCUCAGAGGAUAAAAUGAUGACCUGAUGACAUUUUCUAUCCAAACAGUCAAAGGUCAGCUUCACUGUUACAUCAUGACGUUCUGCAGAAACACUUUUCUGCCACGGCAUCUGCCACUGUCUGUGGCAGCUUCCACGGGCGUGCUGCGGCAAAUGGGGCAGCAGCCACAACAAAUGCUGGUCCUGAGUGUUUUUCCCCAAUACAUUUAGUGAUAUGAUUGGGCUGCGGGAUUAAUUAAUGAUGAUGAUGAUUGAUUAAUGCUGCCACGCACAGGCACCUACGUGUGUUUAUUUGUGCCCAAAAAGUGAAUUAGUGUGUAUAUAAUAGCAUUAAUUAAGCAAUCAAUUUUUUUUUUAUUAAAUGUGACUAUAUGUAAUUAAGUUUAAUUCAGAAAGUUUGUUGUUUACGUGCUGUGUACUGUUUUUUAAAACUAUGACCAAUAUAAUAUACAUGAAAGUGCAUAAUUUGUUUCCGCCUAUGGCCUGAAAAAAAUUAAUUUUUUAAAAUCACAAUGAAUCUCAAUUGAAUCGGGUGAAAGUGCGGGUUCUGAGUGUUUUUCCCCUAUUCAGUGAUGUGAUUAAGCUGCAGGAUUAAUUUAUGAUCAACGCUGCCACACGCACACGCACACACACACACACACAUAUAUAUAUAUCUAUAUCUAUAUAUAUAAAUUAAUCACGCCAUACACCUCUCUGUUUUUCAUACCUUGAUUAGUUUCCAAGAAAUAAACUGCAUCUUUGAGAUGCUUUUUUAUAAUGUGAUCCUUGUUUGCCAGGGCGUUGAUUUUCCAGUUGAUACCCUCCAGGGACAUGCGCGAGGUUUGCAAAAAUUCGGCAUAUUGUCUGACUUCACUCACAUAAUGUAUUUCGAACUACCUAGAGCAUACAGUCAUAUAGGCUAAUCAUCUUGAAAAUAACCAAUCAACUGAUCCAUCAGAACUAAGAAUUCAAUUGUCAGAAGUAACGGAGAAAGACAAAUCUGGCAACCAGUGACAUAUUGAUGUUUUUUUUUAUUUAGCACCACAUAUAGUAACUCACCCUCUCUCUAAAAAUCGUGAUAACAUGAUAAAAACGCCUGGUUAAAGCAUAAAAAUAACUCCAUAGUCCAUAUUUCUUGCCCAACUAGCUCUCUGUGAAAUCCAUACUCACAACUAAUGACAACCUUUUCAUUAAGCUCCUGAGCUUUGUGUGGUUAUGUCUGUAUCUUGUCCCUUUGUGUCGAAACCAAACAACUCCCACGUAACUGGGUUGGACCAGUGGACUGACAGGUUUUUUCUUUUUUACUUUUUUUGCACUCCAUACACAAAGCACAUACUUUCUUAUUCUAGUUUCUACACGCUGUGCAGCCUGGCUCUGAUACUGCAGCGUAUGAUUUGAAAUAAAAUCAAUGCAAUGUCUUUAUCUGUCUGCUGUGGCUCAGUUGGAUUUGCUGAUUUGGCAUCAUUUAUCACGUUCAAGUGAUGGGUUGUGCUCACCGUCUAUUGCUCAUCAAGCCAUUAAAAGAAAUAGAAUACUCAAUAUCAUUCAGCAGCUGCUAAAAUCCUCUCUCUAUAUACAUUUCUUGUUCAUGUAGUGUUAUUGUCUGCCAGCGUAUCUUUGCACUCUCACCCACUUAAUCACCUCAUUUUGUUCCAUCUGGAAAUAUAGUUCUAAAUUGUAGCUACAGUUGAAUUGAUGAAUGUUAAAAUGCAGGUACAUCUGCAAACACGUAUGCUGACAUAGAUUUCAAACCUUAAGGUACCCCACCCUGCUGGCAAUGCUGUGCUUUGCCUCAAUAUCUUGUUUUGUGUGUUCUGAUAUUAGGGAACCAUCACAAUCUUAACAAAUUAAGAUAAUAAAAUUAAAAUCUAGCUCGCUGGUGUAGAUAUUGGUCACUUAAUGACUGUUUAGCAGUCUGCAGUAUCAAGGUUUCUCUGUACUUUUCUUAACCACAAAUAUUUGCUAGGCAGGGUGCCACAAAGGGUGGAAUGUGUCAGUGCAAGGGAGUGUCUCCGACGUGCUUCUUUAUUUAAGCCCUUGCAGGCUGUCUUCUCUUCACUGUGUGGACUCACGUCUGGAAUCCAGGUACUUGCAUCAUUGAGGCUGCCUUACCUUCUGAAAUCUCGACACUCUGAAAAUGGACCAACCAAGCUCUUUGGAAAUGGCUGUGGUCGCAAUGUUGGGUACCUUCUGUUCAAAAAGAGGAGUGGAGGAAAAACUGACCAAAGAGAGGUUUAAAGAAUUAGUGAAAGACGAACUGCCUCAUUUCAGCGGAAACACAGAGGAAGUAUUCAAGCGGGUGGACCUGAACUCGGAUGGGUUUGUGGAUUUCCCGGAGUUUUGCUUAAUGGUUGCCUGUUAUGCCAUGCAAAGCUAUGAUGUCUUGCAAGAAAUGAUGAUAUCUGAGCAACAGAAACAAUAAUGAACGUGUAAAACUGCAAAUAAAGACAUCUGACCUAUGUGGCUUCAUAUUACAAUAUGACAACAAUAAAAGUCUUCUGUUCCAA
Chelmon rostratus (copperband butterflyfish) is the source of this 5045-nucleotide messenger RNA. RefSeq names its product major histocompatibility complex class I-related gene protein-like. The coding region runs from base 88 to 1149 and encodes 353 amino acids. NCBI's taxonomy places the organism in Eukaryota, Metazoa, Chordata, Actinopteri, Chaetodontiformes, Chaetodontidae. The transcript is spliced from 10 exons. Gene Ontology annotation, biological process: immune response. The record is from RefSeq and is a predicted model, not a curated record. Gene Ontology annotation, cellular component: external side of plasma membrane.